This is a messenger RNA of Danio aesculapii, 1083 nucleotides long. RefSeq names its product myelin basic protein-like. The record is from RefSeq and is a predicted model, not a curated record. NCBI's taxonomy places the organism in Eukaryota, Metazoa, Chordata, Actinopteri, Cypriniformes, Danionidae. Gene Ontology annotation, molecular function: structural constituent of myelin sheath. The transcript is spliced from 5 exons. The coding region runs from base 100 to 465 and encodes 121 amino acids.
GUGCGAGUCCGAGGGCACCGAGUAGAACUAGAACUUUCCUAACUCCAAUUUCUGUGGGACAAAAAAGCACCGCUGCCGAGAUUAGAGCAAACACUCAGUAUGGCAUCUGCAAGCUCUUCGCAGUCAACAUUCAGGCUGGGCCGUACUAAGAAGAACCCUACCGUUAUGGAUCAGAUCGGAAAGUUCUUCGGAGGGGAGAAAAAGAAGAAGGGGAAGGGGUCUUUUCGUGGUGGUUUAUCCUCGUCGCCCCAGAGAUCGAGCGCAUCUCCUCGUCGCCGCCCAGAUGAGAACGCGGUCAUGCACUUUCUCAGAACCAUUGUUUCUCCCUCUACCCCCAAAUCUAGGAGAGAGCAGAAAUCACAGAGCUCUACUAAAGGACAAAAGGGACGUGGAGAGAGUCAAGGCACCCUAACUCGGAUCUUCAAAAUGGGAGGAAGCCAGUCUACUUCAUCUUCCAAGCGUUGAAACCUCAUUACCUUUUCCCAUCAAGAAAAAGAGGAGAAAGACAAAAGAUGAAUGAAAAAGUUAUCUUUCUAAUACAUUAAUAACGACUCAAAAGAAGCUUUUGCUUUGAUAUGGUAGAAUACAAUCUGUGUCUUUUGAAUUAUUCCUGUUUGGUCUCGUCAAACUCGCAUGUGUCUAUAAUCUUUGUCCCGUCUCUGUCGUGUCAAAUAUGUAUGGAUUCAAAAAUGCUUACAUUGACACGGCUUACUGUAAGUGCAGGCAUGUUGUGAAUUAAAUCUCAAACGUGUUUUUGUGUAAACCCAAAGAACACUCUUUCCUUUACAGAGUGAUGGGGUUUUUGCGAGGACGUGCUCUGCAUCGCAUAAUUCAUUAAACGUAUCAUGAACGUGCUGACGCAUCAACAAACAGAUAUAGUUUUCUAAUGAAUUUAGUAAGUGUGUAUUUACUGCACCUCAUUUGUAUAUUGACUGAUUCUGUGCUCUUCGCUCAUCAUAGUCUGAACCUUCACUUCUAUUCAUAUAAAACAAGCGGAAAAAGGGUUCUUAUUUAACUGAUGAAAUUGUAUUUUAUGUUUGUUACUCCUAAUUAUUGCAGACAAUUAAAAACAUGCAAAAAGUU